UAAACAAAAGCGCGGUUCUGUGGAUUCGAGCUGAAAUCAGACAGCACAGGGCAGAGGAGCGAGAGGUAGACACAGCUUGUUGUGAUGCGGAGUCAGAAGAGGUUUCUCAGCCGCUGCCACUCUCUGAUAUUCAGUCAAACGUGAACUAUGCAAACCUGCGGAUGCUUCUGCCGGGGACGCCCCAUUCACUGCGCGGGUUUUAUACGAGCCCGCACAUCCUUCUGUGUAAAAACACUUUUUUAAAGUUUGUUUUUGAUCUAGAAGCCUGGUUAAUGGUGGAUGCUUGUUUUUCUGCACCAACGCUUUAGGUCGAUUUUGACGAUAACAUAUUUGACCUUUGGUCAGUCACGUGAUCUCCAUGUUUAAAACGCACACACACACAUUGUUUGGUCUCUGCUCCCUGGUUGCCUCACUGAAACGACAAGAUGAAGUUUUUGAAUCUUUUUGGACGAUUAAAGUCUGUGGUUAUUGGAAUGAUUCAUGUCAAAGCAUUACCAGGCACGCCCCUGGGGUGUAUGAAUAUGUCACAGAUCGUUGAGGAGGCAUGCAGGGAGGCAUCAAUCUACCGUGAUGCAGGGAUUGAUGGUCUGAUCAUCGAGAACAUGCACGACAUCCCUUACUCAUUCUCUGUGGGCCCUGAGGUGUGUGCCUGUAUGACCGCCGUGUGCACUGCUGUGAGAAGCGUCUGUCCGAUCCUGCCGCUCGGAGUCCAAAUACUGUCUUCUGCUAACCAGCAGGCAAUGGCCGUAGCUCUGGCUUCAGGAAUGGAUUUCAUCAGGGCGGAGGGUUUUGUCUUUUCUCACGUGGCUGAUGAGGGCCUCUUGAAUGCUUGUGCCGGAGAGUUACUGAGGUAUCGCAAACAGGUCGGAGCUGAGCAUGUGCAGAUCUUUACUGACAUCAAAAAGAAGCACAGCGCCCAUGCCCUGACAUCAGACGUGAGCAUUGAGGAGACGGCCCGUGCUGCAGAGUUCUUCCUCUCUGAUGGACUCGUCAUCACAGGAGUGGCCACUGGUGCAGAGGCUGACCCGCGUGAGCUCAAAGAGGUUUCCCAGUCUGUGAGAAUCCCAGUGCUGAUUGGUUCCGGAGUGACCUAUGACAACAUGGAGCGCUAUCUUGAUGCAAAUGGAAUGAUCAUUGGUUCUCAUUUCAAGGAGGGUGGCCGCUGGGCCAAUGCAGUCCACCCAGAGCAGGUGAAAAGGUUCAUGGGAAAGAUUUGUCGCCUUCGAAAAUGACAGGUCCUAUUAAAAAUGCUGAAUUCUAA
Molecule: messenger RNA, 1261 nt
Organism: Limanda limanda (common dab)
Lineage: Eukaryota; Metazoa; Chordata; Actinopteri; Pleuronectiformes; Pleuronectidae
Exons: 6
Coding region: 426-1232 (268 amino acids)
Source: RefSeq, a predicted model, not a curated record